Messenger RNA from Zychaea mexicana, 464 nucleotides. RefSeq lists its product as uncharacterized. Lineage: Eukaryota; Fungi; Mucoromycota; Mucoromycetes; Mucorales; Lichtheimiaceae. The record is from RefSeq and is a predicted model, not a curated record. The coding region runs from base 214 to 426 and encodes 70 amino acids. The transcript has a single exon.
UGAUCAGUCUAUUGGCAGCACAUUAUCAAAUACACAACAUGCGAAAUUUCUUUGACGGUUUUUUUCUGAUCUGACGUUCCUGAUCAUUACAACAACAGCAACGACAUCGACAUCGACAUCGAACAAGCGUGCGUCCAAGGACCAGCAACAUCCAAUGAAACGGCGAAUCGACAUAUUAGGAAAGGAGCAGACUUACUAUCUAGUGGAAAUGCUAUGGCGACAAGUACUCUUCGAGCGGAUGCGGAUAUCUGUACUCAAGAUCCCCAUCAAAAGGCGGUACAUGCAUUCAAAACUUGCAUGGGCGAAUUAACUGCAAGUCAUCGUGUACAAACUCUGACAUCAACUAUUGUGGGUGGACAAAACGACCGAGACAAAAAGACGACACGUGUCUUUUGCGCGAAUCGGACAGCAGUCGUUGACCUGUGAACACCGGCAUGGAAGGAAUUCUGAGCUGGUCAAUAAAA